This is a messenger RNA of Bombus pyrosoma, 2716 nucleotides long. RefSeq lists its product as uncharacterized. Gene Ontology annotation, cellular component: nucleus. The record is from RefSeq and is a predicted model, not a curated record. NCBI's taxonomy places the organism in Eukaryota, Metazoa, Arthropoda, Insecta, Hymenoptera, Apidae. Gene Ontology annotation, molecular function: zinc ion binding. The transcript is spliced from 2 exons. Bases 13 to 1671 code for a protein of 552 amino acids.
CCCUAUACCGUUAUGGAGACCCUCGAAUCUAGUCGCGUCUGCCGCCUUUGCGGCAAGCAAUCCGGUAUCUCGAUUAAUAUUUUUGACAAGAAUGAGAACCACGUGAAGAAAAUCAACGCCAUUCUCCCGAUCAUGGUGCACGAAAUGGACCUGUUGCCGAAGCACAUGUGUCAUCGGUGCAGUUACAAGCUAGAGGAGUUUCACAAAUUCUACAUGGACUGUCUGAAGACAGACGCGGGUUUGAAGAAUCAGUUGUCAUGGAUGCGAAAGGAGGACUCGAAGGAGAGAGUCGGUGUGCCGAUGGUGCACAUAGAGAACAUCAAGAUCAAAGCAGAGCCACCGGAUUACCACCUGUACGACGAUAACGACUACAUAAAUUCGAUGAGUUCGGUAACUUAUCCGGUGAACAGUGUCCAAUCCAAUAAUAUUCCCGAUCGUAUAACGUAUACUUCGUAUGCACGUUGCGGCUGUUACUGUGAUAAAGCGGACCAAAGUAAUCAAACUGUACCUACGAACUACGAGAACGAAAUAUCGAGAUGUAGUAGAAUAAACGCCAUGAGGCAGGACAACGACGGCUGCGCUAACGUAUCGCGAGCAGUGCAGGGGAAUUUGUUGGCGCAUCAACCGCUCAACGAACGAUCAAAUUUAGUCAAGCAAAAUUUAGUCAGCGAGGUUAAAGAUUCGCGAAGAACUACUUUUUCGAAUUUCAGCCCAUCGACGGAUAAGUCUAGUAGCGCGAAAAAAGAAACUUCGAAGGAUGUGAUAGUACGUAAUUUGAGGCCUAGGAAAGCUUCUGUAGAUUACGUGGGAAUUAGGAAAAAGCUUUCCACCUGUUCGUCAUUGAACGAUGAGAAUAGGUCAACGAUCGUGGAGACAAAACUGUCAGCCCCGACGGAAUUCGAUGUGUCGCAGAUUAAGAUAGAGAAAUUGGAUUUCGAAGGACCCGUCUUAAGACCGAGAAAAGGGACCAUUGAUUACAGAGAACCAAUACGGAGGUAUUCUAGAUCCACGAAUAAGAGCCAAAGAUCGCAAAGUGAUAAGACGAAAGUUCGGAAUAUUGCAAGCAAAUUAAAAUUACCGUUGAGAAAGAUGCCGAAACGAAUGAAAAACAAAGUAAAGUUAGAUAUAAAGACGGAACAGCUGUCAGAUCUGGAGGAUCUGGUAAUGGAGGGAUCGGUGUUAUCCCUAACCGAUGAGAUCGACGCACUGCCUAACAGUUAUAACGUAAACGUACGAAACGAUAGAGUUAAUUGCGAUGCACGAUUAAACCGUGCGCAGCACACCGAUAAUUUUAGUAUAGCAAAUUGGAAACCAUUGCGAAAUCUACCCAAGGAUAAAUUCAAGUCGGGGAAAGUCGGUUUGCAUCGGAUCGGAGGGAUAAAUUAUUCGACCAGAUAUUUGAGAAGUCAAGAUGUUUGUCUGAGAAAUGGUAAGAUACGGAAACCCGAUAGCACGGAUGUGUCGAUUAAGAAAUUACGAAGAAGUUUUCGAAAUUUCAUGCACAGAAAUAAAACGUCUGGUAAAGCUUUAAUGAAGGCAAUCAGAGGUAGUGUCACGAGCAAAAUGUCCGCCGCGAUGAAAGUGCUAGAUAUCAAGCACUACUGCGACGAAUGUAACACGAGUUUCGCUAACAAAGAAUUAUUCAAACUGCACGUGUGCUAUGGACAUUGAUCAUUUUACGAAAUCGCCGGUAACGUGACAUCGCGUAAAUUUGUAUUUUUUAAGCCUCUUGAGCAGUCGCUCGCGUUACCUGUAUUCGUACCAAUACGGCCAUGAUUACAUAGAUUUUGUUGAUAAUUGAUCAUAAAUAUAUAUAUACAGAUACUUUUUCUCUUUCUAAUCUUCUAGGGAAGAACAUGUACCUAUGAAAUUAUUUUGAGCACACGCUAUUGAUACGCUAAAUAUUGUAAUACUAUUUUUAUGAACGAACAUGUAUACAGUAUAAAUAAUAGUCGAUUGUUGAUAGGGAAAAAAUAUAGUAAGGCAAUGUUGCGAUGUACGCUUAAGAAUUUAUGCAGAUAAAGGAUUCACGGAUCGCCUUUGUAUUUUAAAUGAAGAUGAUAUAUUAUGUAUAUAUAUGUAUAUCUUUUCCAUAUAGAAUAUAUCAUAUAUGAUUUCAUAUAGAAUAUAUAAAUAAAUAAAUAUAUAUAUAUAUAUAUACACACACACACACACACACACACACACACACACACACAUAUUUUAACAGAUGUUAGAUAUUCAUAUACACGAAAUUGUGAUAUAUAGUUGAAAAGAUGUUAGGUUCGUAUUCAUCCUGUAUGUUAUUAACUCAUCUCUUUUUUUAUUUCACGCUUUGCUCUUCUAGUGUGAUAAUCGUUAACAUCGAUCGAACGAAUACGUAUGUAUAUGAACGCAAGUAUCAUUUUGCGUUAUUAUUAUUAUUAGUUAUUUGCGUUACUAUCGACAACGUGAUACUGCUAGUACUGUUAGGAAGAACGAUGAUUGUUGGAUUUGAUGCGCGGAAUAAUCGUGGAUAAUGUUUAACGCUUUCUGCACUAAAAAUGUUACUAAACAUGUUUGAUUCUAUUAUUCAUUGUUACUGGAUAUUAAAUGCACUCGUCAUCCCUUUGUACAGAAUUCUUUAUUAAAUAAGAAAUGUUCUCUACAACUGUCUAACAAUUUUAACGAUUAAAAAGUUGUGCAAUCAUUGCACAACAAUAAAAAAGAAAUAAAUUCUAAAUAGAGAGCAGUAAAA